This is a messenger RNA of Thlaspi arvense, 600 nucleotides long. The record is from the annotation of a GenBank genome assembly. NCBI's taxonomy places the organism in Eukaryota, Viridiplantae, Streptophyta, Magnoliopsida, Brassicales, Brassicaceae.
AUGAUGGAUUCUUUAGCUAAAUGCUUCAACGGACUUCAAGAAAGGUACGAGAGCGUUCUAGAAGCAAAACCCAUUUACAGAGAUGACUUAGAGUUAUCUUUGCCUCUGAAUGGAUCAGAGGUUUCAGUAGAACCCACCAAAAAGUCUCGGUGCUUGCAGAGAGCCAAAAGGAUUGACAAGUCCCUGAGGUUCGAGGAGGAAGAGGAAGAGAUGGCAAAGCCUCUGCCUAAGAAAGAAGGUCAAAAGCCACGUAAGGUUGUGAGGUUUCAGUUAGAGAAUAAUAAAAUCCUCGAGCCGAAGAAGCCGGUGAGGUUCGAUCUUGAUCAAGAACUCGAACCAAAGGAGAAGCCUCUGGAAGAGAAAGAGUGUCUGAGUAUGGUUAAAGGGAAGGAGGAAGUUGUGAGAGUAAAGAUCAAGAUGACGAAGCAGGAAGCUCAAAGGCUACUGUCGAAAUGCAAAAACGACAGCGUUUUGGAUUUUGACCAUGUAGUGGACCAGAUCGCACACGUCCCGGUUCAUCAGCUUCAAGUCGCUGUGGUUGUGGUUGCUUGCAAUAAUGAGCGACAAGGAAAUGGCUGCUGGUUAUCCCAGAUGGAAUAA